CUGCGCGACCAUAGAUACGCAUUCGAAGCGUACAUUUCCCAAUUUGCCAUGCCCAGCGUCGACGGGGCCACGUCGCCAUGCACGGACAACGAAGACGACACGACGAUGGACGUUGCCUUGACGCUGACCAAGGGCCGCCGGCGCAACAGCAAGUCCGACACCAACGCCCACGGCCCCUGGACUCCCGAAGAGCACGAGCGUUUUCUUCUUGGCAUCCAGUUGCACCCGGAAGGUCCUUGGAAAGCCGUCGCCGACGUCAUCCAGACGCGCAAUGCCAAGCAGGCGCAGACGCACAUGCAAAAGUGCAAAGAGAAGAUUCUUCGGCAGCGGCGGCGGCGCGACGAAGUGCUGCGCGACGUCAUCCAAGCGUCGGACGACGAUGCGAUUCGGCUCGUGGCCGCGUCCGCGACCGCAACGCCGAUCACGCUGCAUCGUUCCAAGCACGCCGAAAACUUGCGCCUCGCGGCGCUCGAGCCGCUACCACUCGACACGACGACGCCUGCUGCUGCCGUCACGAGUGCGCUCGGCACACACAAGGUGACGUGGACCGAGGCCGUCGACUAUUUUUGGCAACUCGUCUCGACGGGCGACGAGCGCGUCGUAUAGCGUAACAUCCACAGACCUCUUUAACUUAUGAGUAUUCUUGCAUCUUGGA
Saprolegnia parasitica CBS 223.65 is the source of this 655-nucleotide messenger RNA. RefSeq lists its product as hypothetical. The transcript has a single exon. Bases 49 to 606 code for a protein of 185 amino acids. NCBI's taxonomy places the organism in Eukaryota, Oomycota, Saprolegniomycetes, Saprolegniales, Saprolegniaceae. The record is from RefSeq and is a predicted model, not a curated record.